CUUCGUCGCAGCCAGAACGUUCCAGCAGAAAAAUGAAAGUCCUUAUCCUGGCUGUUUGCAGCUUGGCUCUGGUAGCCGCCGAUGUCUCGCAUUUGUUUGGUCAUGAUCACCAUGAUCACCACGAUCAUCCUGGCUACAACUAUGACCCACCGAGCAUCCCCUUCGACCUGCCCACUCCGGCUCCGGCUUAUCUGCCCCCGGAACCUGUGACAGUUCGUGUGGCUCCUGUGACCCUGCCACCUCCAGUUUAUCUGCCUCCUGCGACGGUGAAGCCAGUGGUUCCGAUUGUCAGGACCCCGCAGCCAGCUUACCUGCCUCCUCCACCACCGGUUGUGAAAGUCAACCCACCCAAGCCCGCCUAUCUGCCACCCCCACCACCAGUUGUCAAGGUCAACCCACCCAAGCCCGCCUAUCUGCCUCCCCCACCACCGGUUGUGAAGGUCAACCCUCCCAAACCCGCCUAUUUGCCUCCUCCUCCACCAGUGGUCAAGGUCAACCCACCCAAGCCCGCCUAUCUGCCACCCCCACCACCAGUUGUCAAGGUCAACCCCCCUAAGCCCGCCUAUCUGCCUCCUCCACCACCAGUGGUCAGGGUCAACCCACCCAAGCCAGCCUACCUGCCUCCUGCACCCGUCGUGGAGGAGCCCCUCUAUGUGGCACCCGUCGUAGUGCCCACCUUCAAGAUCCCCAUCCCAUCGUACGCCGCUCCUCUGGAGGAACCCGUCAGCACCUAUCUGCCGCCCCAGGAGAUCGUGGAGCCAAAGGAUGAGGGAUACCACUAUGAUCCCCCAGCCGUUCCGUUCCUCUUUUAAAUAUCACCCAUCCUCAGCCAUUUAUUAAUU
This is a messenger RNA of Drosophila subpulchrella, 842 nucleotides long. Its product is annotated as proline-rich extensin-like protein EPR1. The record is from RefSeq and is a predicted model, not a curated record. The coding region runs from base 33 to 812 and encodes 259 amino acids. The transcript is spliced from 2 exons. NCBI's taxonomy places the organism in Eukaryota, Metazoa, Arthropoda, Insecta, Diptera, Drosophilidae.